Messenger RNA from Lathyrus sativus (Indian pea), 207 nucleotides. NCBI's taxonomy places the organism in Eukaryota, Viridiplantae, Streptophyta, Magnoliopsida, Fabales, Fabaceae. The record is from the annotation of a GenBank genome assembly.
AUGAGCGAUAACGGAGAAAAAAGAGAGGAUACAUACGAAGGAAAAUCCUACGCGAGGAUGAUUAGAAGUAGAAGAAGAAAUCUACCUUUGAAACUCUCACGAUUCAGGAACUGUAAUACAAAAAAACUUUUCAUGGCAGCUUCAACAAAUAGCAGCAGCUUCUUAAUAACCAUUCAUCAUUUCCAUAAACCGAAGCAGAAUUAUUAA